Messenger RNA from Sphenostylis stenocarpa, 687 nucleotides. NCBI's taxonomy places the organism in Eukaryota, Viridiplantae, Streptophyta, Magnoliopsida, Fabales, Fabaceae. The record is from the annotation of a GenBank genome assembly.
AUGGGAAGCGAAGAUGUGAAGGUGGUGAGCUUUUGGGUGAGUCCAUUUGGUAAAAGGGUUGAAUGGGCUUUGAAACUGAAGGGAAUAGAGUAUGAAUAUAUAGAAGAAGAUAUCUUCAACAAGAGCAAUCUCCUUCUCCGGUUGAACCCGGUUCACAAAAAGGUUCCGGUUCUGGUUCAUCACCACAAACCGAUUGUUGAAUCAUUCAUCAUCCUUGAAUACAUUGAUGAAACAUGGAAGCAGUAUCCACUGUUACCUCAUCAUCCUCAUCAGAGAGCUCUUGCUCGCUUUUGGGCUACUUCUGUUGAACAGAAGCUUGGGAAGGCUGGAUGGGUAGCAAUGGCCACCAGCGGGGAUGAACAAGAACGGGCUGUGAAGGAAGCCACAGAAAUAAUGGAGAAAAUAGAAGAUGAGAUUAAGGGGAAGGAAUUUUUUGGAGGGAAAAACGUUGGGUACCUUGACAUUGCGCUUGGAUGGAUUGCUCAUUUGAUUCCUGUUUGGGAGGAAGUUGGAUCCAUUCAGAUAUUAGAUCCAUCGAAAUUUCCAGCCAUCACUUCAUGGAUGACCAAUUUUCUCAGCCACCCUGUGAUUCAGGACACCUUGCCCCCAAGAGAUAAGAUGCUUGUUUACUAUCACAAUCGCAAGAACAAUUGGCCUUCUGCCUUUCGUAACUCGGUCAAGGAUUAG